UUCUUGCUGUCAAAAUCGACUUCACAAAAACCAACCGGAGGAGCCAGGGAGAGAAAAUACUCUUGUGAAAUAACCGCAACCAACGCUUUCCUUUUUUUACCUUUCUAUCAUAUUCCGCAAUUCUGUGGCGUAUUCGAAACGGAAAUAAGGUUGUUUUUAAGUAAUCAAACAUGGGUGUACCAAAGUUUUUUCGCUAUAUGAGCGAAAGAUAUCCUUGUUUAUCCGAGCUGCUGCGUGAAAACCAAGUGCCAGAAUUUGAUAAUCUUUAUCUCGAUAUGAACGGGAUCAUACACAACUGCUCGCACCCGAACGAUGCAGAUAUACAUUUCCGGAUCGAUGAGGCGGGAAUAUUCGACGCGAUAUUCCAUUAUGUUGAGUUUUUGUUCAAGCUCAUAAGACCACAACAAGUUUUCUUCAUCGCCGUGGAUGGGGUGGCGCCGCGCGCCAAAAUGAACCAACAGCGAGGUCGCCGUUUCCGCUCAGCGCUUGAAGCUCAUGAACUGUUGGAAAGAGCAAAGGCGAACGGAGAUCCUAUUCCUCAAGAUAGUCCCUUCGACAGCAAUUGUAUAACACCGGGGACACCGUUUAUGGUGCGGCUACAGAAUGCGUUAGAGCAUUUCAUUCAAGUGAAGAUUGCUACUGAUCGCCUGUGGAAAGCAUGCACUGUCAUUCUCAGUGGGCAUGAGACUCCUGGCGAAGGCGAACAUAAGAUUAUGGAGUAUAUUAGACACGCGAAAGCUCAGCCCGGGUUUAACCCAAACUUACGGCAUUGUUUGUAUGGAUUGGACGCCGACUUAAUCAUGUUGGGAUUGUGUACACACGAACGCUACUUUUCGCUCUUGCGAGAGGAAGUAAAAUUUGGAAAAACCGACAAAAAAGAGACGGUCCUUAAGGAUAUUCGAUUCUACCUUUUACAUUUGACGCUGUUGAGCGAGUACCUUGAACUGGAAUUUGCUAGCGUUCGUGACCGGCUACGGUUUCCUUUCGACAUAAACAAAUUGAUUGACGAUUGGGUGCUGAUGGGGUAUUUGGUAGGAAAUGAUUUCAUUCCUCAUGUGCCACAUCUGCAUAUCAACGAAAAUGCGCUCCCCAUUCUGUAUAGUGCAUAUAAGGAUGUUUUACCCCAGAUGGAUGGAUACAUUAAUGAGGGUGGUAUAUUGAAUUUGCCCAGGCUGCAACUAUUAAUGAGACGUCUGGCGGACAUCGAUCGGCAUAUAUUUCUCGAUCGGUAUACGGAACUGAAGUAUUUGGAGUCAAAGUGUGGUAAAAAUAAUCUGGAAGCAUUUGAUGUGAAUGCGGAUGAGAUCAUUGCCUCAAGCGAAAUGGAUAAAGACUUGGUGGCACUCAUCAUGUCUUCGGAAAUGUUAGACUCCGAUGGAGAAGAUAACGAGGCACCAGUAACGCUGGACGACAUCGAAAACGAUCCCGAAUUGUUCGAGAAGGAGUUCCAAAGCUAUAAAAGAAACUACUACAUGACUAAGAUGGGAUACGCAGAUUUUACUGAGGAGGUUCGAGCGGAACAAACCGAAUGCUAUAUUCGAGCCCUCCAGUGGACGCUACACUACUACUAUCGCGGAGUAGUAUCAUGGUCAUGGUAUUACCCGCAUCAUUAUGCGCCUUUUAUCAGUGAUGUGGAUAAUUUCGCCGAUCUCAAACUAGAGUUCGACAUAGCGCGACCGUUCUUGCCUUUUCAGCAGCUACUUAGCGUGCUUCCCGCGGCUAGCCGACAACAUUUGCCGUCUGCCUAUCAUGAUCUCAUGAUCAACCCUAACAGCUCCGUAUAUGACUUCUAUCCAACGGAUUUCAGAACCGAUUUGAAUGGAAAGCAACAAGCAUGGGAAGCGGUCGUGCUGAUCCCAUUUAUUGAUGAAAAACGCUUGCUGAAAGCCAUGGCUCCGUGCGAUACGUUCCUAACGGAUGAGGAAAAGCAACGGAACGUGCAUGGACCGAUGCUUAAAUAUCAGUACGACGCAAAUCAAAAGACCCCACUUGAGGCAAAGUAUGGUUUUACGCGUAUCGACGAGCUACCAGUCAGGCGAAGCGAAAUAUGGCGGGAUAAUUUACACGUUCCUCACAACAAGUUGGUUCUUGGGCCUUCGAAAGGUGCCGUGUUGCACGGUUACGCGAAAGGAUUUCCCACGUUCAAACAUUUACCACAUCAUGGUGAACUGAAGAGUUUACAUGUAAAAAUUUUUAAUUUUGCCAGUAAGAACGACAGCAUGAUGGUUGUGCUUGAUUCACCGGUUGACCAGACAUCAGACACGGCAGAACUUGCUAAGAAUUUACUAGGUAAAAUCGUACACGUAAGCUGGCCCCACUUAAUGGAAGCCAUUGUGGUGCGGGUGUCGGAUCGAUCGAAGACGUACGAACGGAACAGCGAACCGCUGCAGACAGAUGAAAGAUCGUACAAACUAUCCUGCACAUCAAUUACCGAACACAACAACAACCGUUUGGCGAUAGAUGUCGGCACGAUCAAUCAGCUGGUGCAUGUUAGAAUUGCUAUUGGUACAGAAUAUGUUUUGGAGAAUUACGGCUUUGCGUUGCGAAAAUUGUGGAACAACAUAACCACGGCGUAUCCGGCACAAGCCAUUGUUUAUGAUCUGCAAGAUGUGAUGAAGCAGGAAAAAACAUAUCUGGAAAUGCAUGAAAUGUUUCCACAGGAAAGUGUGACAUUCCUACGUGCUUCUGAAUUCUACGGCAGCAUGGGUUACGUAGUGGAUGUUUCAGGAACAACGAAACGUGUGCAGGCAAAGCUUCUUGUUUACGAAGAGCCGGAUCUGGGCCAGGUGUUUUAUGUGCACCGUCAGUCGUUGCAGGCGUACCGGAAUGUCAAUGACACAUCUGCCAUGCUCGGCAUUUCGGUAGGACUGCUGUUACAGCUGACCGGAUCAUUGCUUGUGGCGCCCGGCGGGCACCGUGCGCUAAACGUAGGCGACAAAACGAUCAAUAUCGGAUUGCGGCUUCGAAUGAUGUCGAAGGAUGAAGAAACGGUCGGUUACUGUCGUAAGGUGAACAAAAUGUGGCUAUUUUCGGAGAAAACCGUCAAGUUGAUCGAAAUGUACCUCGAGCGGGUUCCCGAUUUGUCCGAAAAGUUCAAACGCAUGGGCAAAACCAACAUUUACUUCGAGACCGAUCUCUUUGGCGAAGGGAACGAAGGUAAGCUGAAGGAACUGAGCGAUUGGUUGAACUUGCAAGAUCACAUAAGCGCCGAACGACGGAGCUGCGGUAUCAUGUCGCUGGAACAGAAUGCAAUGCAAAAGCUAACUGAAAUCAUCGAUAAGUAUAGGGACAUGCACCAACCGAAAGUGCAGACAAUGUUUAUCGAUGCAAAGAAUUUGUAUCGGCCCGGCAUGAAGAAUGCGAAAGUGAUUGACCCGUCGGCUACAUUUGAGCUGUUGGAUCGCGUGAUCGUGGUGCAAGACAAAGAGGAUGUGCCGGUCGGUGCACGGGGUACGAUCAUCGGCAUACACCGUGUGUCCGAUCCUAAUCCGGUUCGCCGAGAAGCUAUUGGGCAAGAAGAUAUUAAUUUGGAGAUUUUAUUUGACAAACCAUUCGCUAAGGGUGCGUGUAUUAGCAAUGUUCCAAGCACUGAGAAGCGGGUAAUGCGCCUUGCACAGGGUGCCAUACUGAACAUUUCUUAUGGUAAAGCCUCGGCAGGGUAUCGUUACAAAAUACUAUGUGAUAGUAGUGCGGAGCAAGAAACUAAAGGCUUAGACUGUGUCAAAUCUAACGCAACGGCAGAUUCAAUACAACGGCGCGUGAAUGAACGUAUAGGCAAGCGCACUAACGUAUGGAACGGUAACAAUACAUUUGUUGGAACAUCGAUGGAACGGCCCGCGCAUAAAGAAACGGAUCAGCAACGAAAGAUCGAGUUCGAACGUUUGUGGAGGAAAUUAAAGGAAUCACCAAAUGGAUCGGGAACUCUUUUUGAUGAUAAUGAUGUUGAAAGCUUUGUGCAAUCAAAUCGCAACCGUUUGGGUAAUCAAAAUCGAACGUCAACUGAAAAAAGUUCUGUAGAUUGGAGAGUGAAGAGUGAAACCGUGGCGAAGAAUGAUUGGAAUAGUGUUGAGCAAUGGACUGGAGAUAAGCGCUCGGAUCAUCAGAAUAAUGAAUCUAUCCCGAGUAGAUUGGCAGCUAAAAAAGUUUCUUGGAGAACGAAAAAUGAUGUGGUUCCGAACAGUGGUUCUAAUAGUGGGGAUCAGUGGAGUGGAGAUAACAUGGCCGGUUAUUUGAAACAAAUGCUACGAAUUGAGGACACAGGAAUCCAGGAUAAGCAGAUGAGUCAACCGCCCGGUAUGACAGUACCCGCCCCAGCAAGUCUGCCCAAACCACCAAUUCAAUGGCAGAUGAUGUCAUCUGAGAAAAGUUCCUCCGAAGGCUCCUCAACCGUCCACGGCAUGCCAUCCGUAAACAUACCACAACAGCAUAUGUUACCAACAGUCGGAAAUGCACAAGUGCAGUCGGGGUUUAAAAGCAUGAUGGGUCCUCCAACCCACAUAAGCAAUCAUCAGCAACAACAGUUGCCAUAUGCGCCAAUGCAUAUCCAACCGGCAUUCCCAUCGCCCGGGAUGAACAUGAACCAACCGUUUGGUGGGUUUCAACAACCGACGAUGGUGCCUCCAUUCGUCCAGCGAAUCCGGCCUCCCAUAUACGUUGACAAUGGUGCAAUGAUGAUGAUGCAACAUCCACACACCCAGCAGCAACCACAGCCACAAAAAGCUCAAGAGCGGCAGCAAUAUCCUUGGGGCCCGAAAGGACCACAGCAUUUGAGUUACAACCAAAAUAAUCCUGCCGGAAAAGGUGCUUUUGUGCCCUUGCAGGCAAUGAAAAAGACUGCUAAAGGCAAAUCUAGGAAUAGUGAUAAUUGUGCAGCAAAUAAUAGUUUCGUAGGAAGCAAAGAUAGCACGCAACAAGCUACAGUGCCUACAACAGCACAAACAUCGAUGCCUGCUGCCACAGGUGGUAGCAAUACUUUCAAUGAGAAAAAUGCUCGCCGAAGACAAGAGGUUGAACAGAAACAAGCAGAUGUCAACCAAGGAUUCGCCAGUUUUUUGGCACAAAAAUCAGACCCAAAGAAUGGAAACACUGCUGCCGUAAAGAACGUCACAUCUAGACCGAAGACUCGCAUAGCUGCACGAUUUGGCGUAACUCCAGAUGGAUAAGUAAUGUACAGGAUGACGACGGGACGUAUUAUUCUGCUUCUCUGCGGAGUGUAUACUAUGCUAAUAGUAGUAAUAUGAUGUGCGCGCAUAUGUAAGCCAAAAUGAUGAUCUACGACUUCUCCUCGUUCUUGGCUUAAACACCACUAAGGCCAUUUCUGGCUUACUUGACUUGUAAGGUAUUAAAGAUGUUUUGACAAACUUUUAUACGAUUAAUAAUGUGUGUACCUACUAGUAGAAGAAUGAAAGGCGUACCCUGAACAACGGCAGCUAAUUGCUACAACUUUACCAUCACUAUACAAAACGAAUGUGUAAAAUACAUAAUAAUUUAGAACGAAUAGAUGAACGUUCAAAGCGACGUACAA
Anopheles funestus (African malaria mosquito) is the source of this 5524-nucleotide messenger RNA. RefSeq names its product 5'-3' exoribonuclease 1 (gene pcm). Gene Ontology annotation, cellular component: nucleus. Bases 171 to 5162 code for a protein of 1663 amino acids. Gene Ontology annotation, molecular function: RNA binding; 5'-3' RNA exonuclease activity. Gene Ontology annotation, biological process: nuclear-transcribed mRNA catabolic process; rRNA catabolic process. NCBI's taxonomy places the organism in Eukaryota, Metazoa, Arthropoda, Insecta, Diptera, Culicidae. The record is from RefSeq and is a predicted model, not a curated record. The transcript is spliced from 9 exons.